This is a messenger RNA of Drosophila grimshawi, 1224 nucleotides long. It is a transcript of the gene Syb, whose product is annotated as synaptobrevin. Gene Ontology annotation, cellular component: SNARE complex; plasma membrane. The transcript is spliced from 4 exons. Gene Ontology annotation, biological process: vesicle-mediated transport; vesicle fusion. The record is from RefSeq and is a predicted model, not a curated record. Lineage: Eukaryota; Metazoa; Arthropoda; Insecta; Diptera; Drosophilidae. Bases 209 to 595 code for a protein of 128 amino acids. Gene Ontology annotation, molecular function: SNAP receptor activity; syntaxin binding.
CCAUUUUUUUUUUUUUUCGUUAACAGCCUGUAAAAUUUGUCAAGCAAAACACAACGUUGGCUUGCUGAUAUUUUUGUAAUCAAAAAUCAAAAGAAAAAUUUAAAAGCAUCGGAAAACCCGGCAAUCGGCACAAAAACAGCACAACAGUCGCACAAUAAACAUUUCCCAGCCAGUAUUCAUUUAAGCGAAAUAUCGACGCACAGAGAAGAUGGAGAACAACGAGGCACCAGCACCUUCCGGUUCAAACAAUGACAACAACAAUGCCGCCCAGAAGCGUCUGCAGCAGACACAGGCCAAAGUGGACGAGGUUGUCGGCAUAAUGCGCGUCAAUGUCGAGAAGGUGCUCGAACGUGAUCAGAAACUAUCGGAGCUGGGCGAGCGCGCCGAUCAACUGGAACAGGGCGCCUCACAGUUCGAGCAGCAGGCCGGCAAGCUGAAGCGCAAGCAGUGGUGGGCCAACAUGAAAAUGAUGAUCAUACUGGGCGUCAUAGCUGUCGUCUUGCUCAUCAUUAUAAUCGUGUGCGCUUUACCUUCAAGCAGCAACAGCAGCAGCACUGACCACGCCACCCAAGCCGUUACGCAGGUGCCCCACUAAAACCGUCAAUGAAAAGGAAGCCCAAAAAAAAAAAGAAAAGAAAAUAAAAUUAAUGAACAGUCCCCGAAUGGGCACUGGUCUGUGGAGGGUCUGCUGCCUUUGUAUUGGCCUUAUGUGCAACAACAACAACAACGACAACAUUUACAACAACAAAACAUAUUAAUAAUUAUAAUACACAACACUUGAAGCUGUGUCUAAAACUUUAUACAUAAACUUUAAACAGAUUGUUAUUUAUAUUAAUCCUAAAUGUUAAUACAAACAUCAUUUUUCACAUACAAAUGUAUUGUAAACAAAUAUUCAAAACAACGCACAUGUCCGCUAUGUAAGUGUGUGUGUUUGUGUGAGUGUGCAUGUUGUCAGUCACUGACACGGCACAAAUUGAAAUUGAAGUGUAUUCGUUUUAGGCCAGCUAAGAUUAAAAGCCACUUGACACAUGUAUCAAACUAUAGCCAACAAGCGCACUCACACAUCCAAUCAGCACUGGCACUGGCACAGGCACAUUUUUUGAUGUAUACAUUUUUGUAUUUACACUUAUAUGAAAUGGUAUGUAAUUGAUAUGAAUUCGUUAUUAUUGUACUCGUAAUACAACGUACGUUUGCCAAAAAGAAACGCGAACAUUUUGUAGAAAA